CAACGCCUCAACCUUGAGAUCGAUCACCAUCAAAGGCGCAUAUCUCCUGCGACGGCCACCGCGACCGUCAGUAUCUAGCACCCAACACAUCCCGUCGCCCUCCCAACGACUGACAACGACAGAGCCCUCGGCAUCUGGUGAGCUGCGCAACGCGAGAACCCGACACAGGCGCUUCCUUUCCACCACAAAGGCCGCAAACCCACCAACGCAGCGACUAGUGGCGAACUCCACGGUAGCAGCAUUUUGCUUUUCACCGAUUUACUGCUGCCUCGGGGCUUGCUUUUGGGCAUCUUGCGACUGCGUGCGACUUGCUGCCGCAAACCUCGCUCGUGCUCACGCGCCACACCCAACCAGCCUCGCAAUCACAUCUCCGAUUCGCAGCGAGACACGAACACGUUGGGCCUCAGCACGACUAAGCCCUUGCAUUCAUAACUGUCGCUUACCACUACUUCUUUUCGCAUGACACACCCCUAGGCGCUGGGCUAUCGGAGAGCAUUUUACUGGCAUGGCGCUGAACGCGCCGCCAGCCGAUCGCAAGAGGGUCAAAGUCUACGAACUUCGAAACAACGACUGGUUUGACAGGGGAACGGGUUUCUGCACCGGCCAGAAUGUCAACGAUGAGGCACGAAUACACGUUCAAUCCGAGGAUGAACCAGAUCGCACUCUCCUUGACACCAAGAUCUCGAAGGACGAUGGCUACCAAAAACAACAGGACACGCUUAUCGUGUGGACGGAGGCCAAUGUCACAGACAUGGCAUUGAGUUUCCAGGAGCCUGAAGGAUGUGCUGCUAUAUGGGAAUUCGUAAAUGAAGCACAGAGGAAUCUGGGAGGUGGCGCAGGACUUGACGAUGGCUUGUCCGAUGAGCUCAUGGAUCACGUCUCCAGCUUCUCAUUGCCUCCACCGGACCUUGGAAAUCUCGCGGAGAUUGAGAACACGAUGCGAGUAGCGAACAGCACGGCUGGUGGACGAGAUGCGCUCGCUAAGUUCGUGGUUUCAGCGGAGUACAUCUCAAAGCUGACCCCUUUGGUUGAGAUGGCCGAGGAACUGGAGAGCUUGGAAGAUCUGCAUAGGCUGUGCAACAUCAUGAAAACUCUGAUACUACUGAACGACACUGCGAUAAUAGAAUCGGCUGUGACUGACGAAUUAGUAUCCGGUGUCGUUGGUGCACUCGAGUACGACCCUGACUUUCCGAGUCACAAGGCCAAUCACCGACAAUACCUCUUGGACGAGUCGAGAUUCAAAGAGGUGGUCAAGAUAGAGGAGCCUCAUAUUCGAAAGAAGAUCCAGUACACAUAUCGUUUGCAGUACAUCAAAGACGUCGUCUUGGCACGGAUCUUAGAUGACCCCACCUUCUCUGUCCUCAACUCGCUUAUAUUCUUUCACCAGGUGGACAUUGUUCAGCACGUUCAGAGCAAUGGACAAUUCCUCAAAGAACUAUUCAGCAUAUUUGCACCCUCACAAACGGACGCCGAGCGGAGAAAAGAUGCGGUGAUAUUCAUACAACAGUGCUGCGCGAUUGCUAAAGGUCUUCAAGCAAACGCUCGACAACAGCUAUAUCAGAAUUUCAUUGGCAGCGGACUCUUUAAUGUCAUCACAUUUGCUCUCAAGCACCCAGAUGCUUCGGUGCGAGUUGCUGGGACAGAUAUCCUGAUGGCCCUAAUCGACCACGACACCAUGAUGAUGAGAGGGCAAGUCUUCAAGGCAGUUAACGAUCACCAGAAGCCGCUCACAGACAUACUUAUCGAAUUGCUCCUUGUUGAGGUGGAUCUGGGUGUGAUUAUGCAGAUGGCCGAUGCCAUCAAGAUAUUGUUAGACCCCACGGCCAACAUACAAAGUCUCGACGCCAUCAGUAGGAACAAUAGCGAGUUCUUUGCAAAGAUCAGAAAUCACGGCAUACCACACGCUGAUUCAUUCGCUUCAGAGCUAUACAAGGACGGCGCCAGAAAACUCUUCAAGCCGAUAAUUGAUCUGGAGAAAAAGGAGAACAUUACCGACAUGACAUUAGCUGAAGUCACCCUACAUACGCAUCUUCUAGAUUCACUCUGUUGGUUCGUCCGUUCGCAUGCCCAAAGAACAAAGUUUCUCCUCGUCCAAGAGAAUAUUGCGGCACCGAUCUCCAGACUUCUCUCCUGUUCAGAGAAGCAUUUACGGCUGUCAGCUUUGAAGUUCUUCCGCACAUGCAUAGGUCUACAUGACGCUUUCUACAAUGAGCGGCUGCUCAAGAACGGAGUUUUCGAUCGCAUCCUAGACAUUGUCUAUGAGACCAUGCCGAGGGACAACCUGCUGAACUCAGCUUGUCUGGAUUUGUUCGAGUUCAUCAAGAGGGAGAACCUGAAAGAUUUGACAAUACAUCUCGUAGAACGAUAUCGAGAGAGGCUGCAAGGCAUUACCUAUGUCGAGACUUUCAAGCAGCUCAUUGACAAAUACGAGAAAUAUAUGCACCCGCCGAUCGAGCCUCUAUCGUUCACAAGCGUAGAGACGGAGCCUAAUAGAGUGAUGAUCCAAGGCGGGCAGACGUGGAGGCAACAAGGUUUGAAAGAUCAGGACCCUGAAACAGAGGCAUACUUUAAUGGUGUGGGUGACGAUGAAGACGAGAUUCAGUUUGACGACACUCCAGUCACAGCUCUCAAGCCAGUCCAUGCAGCAGGUGCAAACGGUACAAAUCCCAUCAAACCACUUGUUGACUAUCCAGAGGAAGAUGACGACGGCACUAUGGACGUCUUAGCUCAAGAAGCAGAUGAGCCUCAAGAGAGCACUGAACGCACGAGCACAAUUCUCGCCGAGUCAACGAUCCAAGACACAACUAAGGUAUCGAGCCCUCCCGAGAGUAUAUCUGAGAAACGAAAACGAGAAGAGGAUGAGGAUGAGGAUGAGCUCAUGAAGAUUGCAAGCAGCCAAACGAAGAGGAGGAGCAGCUCAAUAAGCUCUGCAGGGAGCACAUCUAGCCAAAACAGCCACCACAGUCUACGGCGAAAGAAGAGUGUCCAAGCAAAGGAGGGAACAAAACCAAAGAUCAGCAUCGCGCUGGCGGUUAAGAGCGGAUCUGCUGGUGGGGACGGGGGGGAAUGAAGCUUCACGGCAAGUUUGACGAGGAAUACUUGUGAAGCCGGAGCAUGCCACUGGAGCGAAUGCAUGGCUAUGAUGAUGCAAUGGGCAUAACCCACCCCCGGAACAAAGAAGGGGGUAGAUGAGCGCGGCGUCGAUGGGGAGAGUUGAUCAAGUAUUGCACUGGCAAGUGCCGUCUUGGGAUACGCAUCGAGGCAACAAUCAUUUUGGCAUAGUACGAACGGGACAUGCAUUUAACGCGCUGAGACCAGCCUCAUGUGCACUCGUUUUGCUGCACUUUCUGCAUCAGAAGGGGGGCAUUAUCAGGAGUCAAAGUUGAGCUAGCCCUGCAUCAAGAGUCGGUCUAUUGACUACUGGGCGCUGCGUCUGCGACUUUACCGUCAUAAUCAAUCUCGCUUCCAUGUAUGAUUAUUGCUUGAGCUUGCCCGGGGCAGGUAGUGAAUUCACGUGGAACGGUUUGAAGUGAAAUACGUCAUCUGUUCCUUCUCCAUGUCCGUCGUCUUCGUACCCGUCUUCCUCCUCAAGUCGGCUCAUCUCUGAUAUCACACCGAUAAACCCACAAAUGUGGAUGCUUGACUGCGCCGAUGAGUCUUGUCC
Verruconis gallopava is the source of this 3664-nucleotide messenger RNA. RefSeq lists its product as uncharacterized. The record is from RefSeq and is a predicted model, not a curated record. The coding region runs from base 506 to 3070 and encodes 854 amino acids. Gene Ontology annotation, biological process: protein dephosphorylation; DNA damage response. Lineage: Eukaryota; Fungi; Ascomycota; Dothideomycetes; Venturiales; Sympoventuriaceae. Gene Ontology annotation, molecular function: protein phosphatase activator activity. The transcript has 4 exons. Gene Ontology annotation, cellular component: nucleoplasm; protein phosphatase 4 complex.